GGAAGGGAAAAAAAAUUUAGUCGCCAUUUUGUAUCACGGAGAGAGUAAUGGGGGAUCCGUAUCAUCACCAACUGCGAGGAGACUAUCAAGGGGGUCCUCCCAGAGAUUUCCGAAGGGACGGGGAGAGUCGGUAUUAUGGACACAAUACUCCAGAUAACUAUGGGCCACCAGGGGGACCAGGAGGGUAUCCACCCUACAGGCAGGAGAACAUCAAGCAGGAGCGUGACCUUGGCUUUGGCAGGAGACCCGUAGAUUCGAGUCCCCCUGCUCCUAAUGCUGCUAUAAAAACCGAGAUUAAACAGGAAGAACAGGAUCCAGGUUAUGGGGGAACCCAGAAACCUUUUCAGAAUCGCAAGAGGACUUUCGAAGAUAGAGGACGGGGUUUCUAUGAGCAUCGAGAGGACAAGAGUGGUCGAACCCCUAAUGUUGCAGGAGAUAAUGAAGAUGAAGUGUAUGACGAGAAUGUUGUUGUUCUUGAUAACUACAACAGUGAUCUACACUUCAAACUGGACAAAGACAGAACCAUGGGCUUUCCAUUGACCAUCGAAGGAUUUGCAUAUCUUUGGUCUGGGGCUCGAGCCACCCAUGGCGUCAAAAGGGGGAAAGUGUGCUAUGAAAUGAGAAUAAAAGAAGAGAUUGCUGUGGCCCACCUGCCAUCCAGCGAGCCUGAUCCUCAUGUAGUGCGUAUUGGGUGGUCUUUGGAUUCUUGCAGCACCCAAUUAGGAGAAGAGCCAUUUUCAUACGGUUAUGGAGGAACUGGAAGAAAAUCUACCAAUAGCAAGUUUGAGAUUUAUGGAGAGCCCUUUGCAGAGAACGACGUCAUUGGCUGUUUCCUUGACUUUGAGAGCCGUGGUGAUAUUGAGAUGUCGUUUUCCAAAAAUGGUCGUCCCCUAGGUGUGGCAUACAGAUUGCGCAGGGAUACAGUGGUGGAUCAGGCCUUCUUUCCUCAUGUCCUUGUCAAAAACUGUGCUGUAGAGUUUAACUUCGGACAGCGACCUGAUCCCUUUUGCAACAUACCACCUGGCUACAAAUAUAUACAGCAAGUCCCACCCUACGAGAGAGUGCGUGGUGCCCUACCUCCCAAGAAUAAAGCGGAGUGUGAGAUGCUGAUGAUGGUGGGACUACCAGGUGCUGGUAAAACAACGUGGGCCUUGAAGCAUGCAGCUGACAAUCCUUCAAAGAAAUACAAUAUUUUAGGAACCAACACAAUCAUGGAAAAGAUGAGGGUUAUGGGUCUUCGAAGGCAGCGUAAUUAUGCUGGCCGUUGGGACUUACUCAUUCAGCGAGCGACAGGAUGUUUGAACAAACUCAUCCAGAUUGCUGCCCGCCGGAAACGCAACUACAUUCUAGAUCAGACUAACGUCUACGGAACAGCACAAAAGAGAAAAAUGCGUCCUUUUGAAGGUUUCCAACGCAAGGCUAUUGUUAUCUGCCCCACUGAUGCAGAUCUGCUGGAUCGUAUUGUAAAACGCACAGAUGAAGAGGGCAAGGAUGUCCCAGAUUCUGCUGUGCUGGAAAUGAAAGCCAAUUUUAGCCUCCCUGAGGCUGGAGAUUUCUUGAAUGAAGUGAUCUACAUUGAGAUGCAGAAAGAAGAAGCUGAGGUUCUAGUGAGACAGUACAACGAAGAAGGAAAAAGAGCCGGUCCUCCUCCAGAAAAGAGAUUUAGAGGACGUGGCGGUGGUGGGCCUUCAGGAGGGGGAAGAGGUAGAGGAGAUGCUGGAAGGGAAGAAUCAAAUCGCUUUGAAAACAGAGAUGCUCCUGGUGGAAACAGAGGUGGUUUUCAGGGCAGAGGAGGGCCCUCUGGAGGUGGCCAUAGAGGUGGUGGUGGUGGCUUUGGCAGAGGAGGUCCCAACCCCCCAAGUCGAUGGUCUGGAGGUUCUCAUGACAAUGGAGCUGAUAGCCGUGGAGGCUAUGGACGUAACAGCCAGGAUCAAAGCUUUGGUCCAGCAGUUACCCAGGGUGGUGGCUACGGGUCCUCAUCAAACCCACCUCAAAGCUCUCCAAGUGGUUAUAAUCAAGGGCAGCAAAGCUAUGGACAAGGCGGAUACAGUCACAGCUCUGGAGGAGGCUACACCCAGGGAUCAGAUAGGGGUUAUGGGCAAAGCUCUGACAGAGGCACUGAGAGGGGUUACAGUCAGGGCUCUGAUAGGGGCUACAGCCAAGGCUCUGAUAGGUCCUAUGGCCAGGGAUCUGAUAGGGGCUACAGCCAGGGAUCUGAUAGGGCCUAUGGUCAGGUUUCUGAUAGGGGCUACGGACAGGGCUCUGAUAGGGGCUCUGAUAGAGGUAACAGCCAGGGCUCUGAUAGGGGCUACGGCCAGGCCACUGAUAGGGGCUACGGCCAGGCCACUGAUAGGAGCUACGGCCAGGCCACUGAUAGGAGCUAUGGUCAGGCCACUGAUAAGGGCUACAGCCAGGGCUCAGGAGGAGGAUAUGGUCAGAGUUCUGGGAGCAAUUACAACCAGAGUCAAGCAGGAGGCUACAGCCAGAGUUCUGCUCCUGGAGGAAGCAGCUAUAGUCAGAGUCCAGCAGGAGGAUACAGUCAAAGCUCUGGAGGAGGCUAUGGUCAGAACUAUGAUAAUAAUCAAAGCUAUGGAGGGCAAAAUUACAGCCAAGCAUACUCACAGCCACCACCUGCACAAAGUUCCUCGUCUGGCUAUGGCCAGAGUAGCUAUGGCCAACAGUAUCAACAACAGUAUGGCCAGUACCAGAGCCAAGCAGUGUCACAGAAUGCUAGUAACAGCCCAGGUCAGACUCCAGGUCAGACUCCAGGGCAGUGGAGCCAAUGGAAUUAUGGGAGUGGAGGCUAUGACCAGUCUGGCCGAUAUGGUGGCUCACAGUGAGGAUCUGGUGAUCAUUGAAGGAACAACUUCCAGACAUCCCUUGAACCUUGCAUCAAUAAACAAUAUUUGUUCCAGUGAGGACUUGGUUAGCCUACCCUUGUUUCUCACUUUUAAACACCUGGA
This is a messenger RNA of Bombina bombina (fire-bellied toad), 2963 nucleotides long. It is a transcript of the gene HNRNPUL1, whose product is annotated as heterogeneous nuclear ribonucleoprotein U like 1. Lineage: Eukaryota; Metazoa; Chordata; Amphibia; Anura; Bombinatoridae. The coding region runs from base 48 to 2840 and encodes 930 amino acids. The transcript is spliced from 15 exons. The record is from RefSeq and is a predicted model, not a curated record. Gene Ontology annotation, molecular function: protein binding.